Hibiscus syriacus is the source of this 3233-nucleotide messenger RNA. RefSeq names its product inactive protein kinase SELMODRAFT_444075-like. The record is from RefSeq and is a predicted model, not a curated record. Gene Ontology annotation, biological process: protein phosphorylation. NCBI's taxonomy places the organism in Eukaryota, Viridiplantae, Streptophyta, Magnoliopsida, Malvales, Malvaceae. The coding region runs from base 874 to 3084 and encodes 736 amino acids. The transcript has 10 exons. Gene Ontology annotation, molecular function: ATP binding; protein kinase activity.
AAAAAAUAAGACGGUGAAGAAGAAGAACAGUGUUUGUUAAAGUAAAUUAAAAUGAUUGAAAUGGAAACAAAUAGGAUUUGAACUAGGCUUGUUGCUUGAAUUCGAGGCUUGAAAAGGGUGCUGCGUUUUUUCUAUUUACAGCUGAGGCUUUUUGCUAGCUGUGAACAUUUCAAGAGUCAAAUCCUUCUACAAAAAAGCUGCUGCCUUACAAAGCAUGCUUUUCUUCUGUCAUUCAUUGUGAUUUGAUCUUCUUUGUAUGGAAGCCUACACAGGAGAAUCAAUGUGCAGAAAAUUUUGUUCCGUUUCUAUGAAGAACUGAACAAGAAGAAAAGGAGGGAAACUGAUUCUCGGAUCCAGAAAUACUCGGCCUACCUUUUCUUGUUUUGUAGCUGUUACUUUCACUGUGUUGACAUCACGAUUUGAACCCCAUUCAGAAAAGAAAGGGGAAAGCAGGUUCAUUUGUAUUGAUUCACCUUUUGGGGGUAGCUGUCGUUUUGCAGUUUCAUGUCAAACAGUAGUUUGAUUCUCAAUUCGUGCCUCUAAUUUAAGCCAAAGGACUUAACUUUCGAGUUAUAGUGACGAAAAGGUAGCCCGAUCUUCAUCCAAUUUGCAAUCAUACUAUCAAUUAACAAGAAGAGUCUCUCUCUGUUUCUCAGCAGAUAAUCUGGAAUGGAAUAGUUAGCCAUUUUGGUGGCACAUGUACACUGAAUCCAAUAUGGUGGGGGCAGAUCAAUAAUGCAAUUCUUUUGUUUUGUUAGUUCCUUUUAAGACUGUUUUUUGGGGCAUCUACAAUGGUAGUUGUUAUUAAGAUAGUUUUUUAAGAGUUGAAUCCGUUGUGGAGUGAGGAAAUUCAAUCGGAAUUAUUUGUGGAAAAUGAGUCGAGAACAGAAGGGAAAGCAAGAGAGAACUGGGUUGGGCAUGGCCAAGAAAGUUGUGGUUGCUGUUAAGGCAUCGAAAGAAAUUCCCAAGACUGCUCUGGUGUGGGCAUUGUCUCAUGUUGUUCAACCUGGAGACUGCAUUACGCUGCUUGUUGUUCCUUCACAUUGUUCAGGUAGAAAAUGGGGUUUUCCAAGAUUUUCUGGUGACUGUGCCAGCAUUAGCCGCAAGUCCCAAACCGGAUCAAGUUCGGAGCAAAAUUCUGGUAUCAGUGAUUCCUUCUCCCAAAUGAUCCUCCAGCUCCACGAUGUUUAUGAUCCCAACAAGAUUAAUGUCAAGAUAAAAAUUGUAUCUGGAUCACCGUGUGGAGCUGUAGCUGCGGAAGCAAAACAAGCUAAAGCUAGUUGGGUUGUAUUGGACAAGCAGCUCAAACACGAGGAAAAGCGCUGUAUGGAGGAGUUGCAAUGCAACAUAGUGAUUAUGAAGCGUUCUCAGGCGAAAGUGCUCCGUUUAAAUUUGGUUGGGCCAUCUGAGAAGGAAGCUGAAGCUUGUCAAUUAAAUCCUGAGACAGAUGAAACAUCUGAAAAGCAUCCCGAAAACAAAAAUGGAUCAUCCGAUAUAGGGCCCGUUGUCACUCCAACUAGCAGUCCAGAGCUUGGGACGACAUUCACUGCUACUGAAGCAGGAACUUCUUCAGUUUCUAGCUCUGAUCCAGGCACUUCACCUUUUUGCUCCUCAGAAAGGAAUGCAGACUCGAAGAAAGAGCAAUCACUAGUCAUCAAGGAAAACCAGGAUCUUGAUGAAUCCAUUUCAGACACAGAGAGUGAAAAUUUAUCCUUAUCUUCAGCGAUUUUAAGGUAUCAACCAUGGAUAACAGAAUAUCUUGCUUCUCAUCAUCAGUCCUCACAAUACCUCGAAGAACCUUCUGAUCGAGCUAAUGUCAGGGCUCAAGCUUCAACAACAAAAGCCUUACUGGAGAAUUUUUCGAAACUUGAUAGAGAAGCUGGAAUUGGAGUAUCAAGCUUUAGGAGUGAUAUUGAAUUUAGUGGAAACGUGAGAGAAGCAGUUGCAUUGUCGAGAAACCCCCCUCCUGGCCCUCCUCCGUUGUGUUCAAUAUGUCAGCAUAAGGCACCUGUAUUUGGAAAACCGCCAAGGUGGUUUACCUAUGCUGAAUUGGAGCUUGCAACUGGUGGAUUUUCUCAAGCUAAUUUCUUGGCUGAGGGCGGGUUUGGAUCCGUUUAUAGAGGACUACUCUCAGAUGGACAAGCAAUUGCAGUCAAGCAACACAAAUUGGCUAGUUCUCAAGGAGAUCAUGAAUUUUGCUCGGAAGUGGAAGUCCUCAGCUGUGCUCAACACAGGAAUGUUGUUAUGCUGAUCGGAUUCUGCAUUGAGGAUAGAAGGCGUCUGUUGGUUUAUGAAUACAUAUGUAAUGGAUCUCUAGAUUCUCAUCUAUAUGGGUACCAUCGGGAACCAUUAGAAUGGUCUGCGCGGCAAAAGAUUGCUGUAGGUGCUGCUAGAGGUCUGAGAUACCUUCAUGAAGAAUGCAGAGUUGGCUGCAUUGUCCACCGUGAUAUGCGGCCGAACAACAUUCUCAUUACCCAUGAUUUUGAACCUUUGGUUGGUGAUUUUGGCCUUGCCAGAUGGCAGCCUGAUGGUGAUGCUGGAGUCGAAACAAGAGUGAUUGGAACAUUCGGGUAUCUGGCACCAGAGUAUGCUGAAACUGGCCAAAUAACCGAAAAAGCCGAUGUUUAUUCCUUUGGAGUGGUGUUAGUUGAACUCGUUACUGGACGGAAAGCUGUGGACCUUAAUAGGCCAAAAGGCCAGCAAUGUCUAACUGAAUGGGCCCGUCCACUUCUGGAAGAAUAUGCUAUAGAUGAACUGGUGGAUCCAGGAUUGGAGGAUCGCUACUCCGAGCAUGAGGUCUAUUGCAUGCUUCAUGCCGCAUCAUUAUGCAUAAGACGGGAUCCUCAUUCUAGGCCUCGCAUGUCACAGGUGCUCCGUAUAUUGGAAGGUGACGUGCUUAUCGACGCAAAUUAUUCAUCUCCAGGAUAUGACAUUGGCAACCAGAGUGGCCGGACAUGUGCAGACCAACAACAAUAUUACAGUGGAUCCCUGGUAAAUGAGGCAUUAGAAGAUUUCAGUGGGAAGCUCGCCCUUGACGGGCUAAGGUCUGGAACCAGGAGGACUUCAUCUGCAGAUCAUUUGUAAAAAGCUCACUCUCCUGUGUUCCUUGCACGCAUGGUGCGCUCAUCUAUCUAUCUAUAUAUAUAUGUAUGUAUCAUUUUGUAUAGUAGUAGUAGUAUUGGAAGCUAGGGGUAAUAGGGUUUCUGUAAUUCUUUUUGGAAAUGCUGAUUUUC